CUCCUCCCUCUCGCCCUGCCUCCCGCCCUCCUCCUCCUCCGCCGGGCCUGGGGGUCUGGGCCAGCAACAAGCUAUUACUGCAGACAUGGGCAUAGGAGCUAGAGGCUGACCCGCGGCCCGGGGUCCGUGAGGCGCUGGGCGAGGCUGCAGGAGUCAGGGUCGCCAUGGGGACAGCUGCCCCGGAUGUCCUCUGGGCGGUGCUCCUGCUCCCUCUCUUGGUGUUUGGGGUCCCCACGGAAGAGCCCACCUCUGGGGAAGCUGUGGCCUCCCAUGCCCCUGGGCACUGCCGCUGGUGCUGUGACUCUGACUCUGAGGACCACCUGGCCCCUGCCGAUGCCGCAGACGUGUCCCCGGUCUCUCCAUCCACCCUUCCAUACGUGUUGCCUGAGGUCAGGCCCUACAUUAACAUCACCAUUCUGAAGGGUGACAAAGGGGACCGAGGCCUGCUGGGCACGCCUGGGAAGCUGGGCAGGGAGGGUCCCCGGGGAGAGCGAGGCCCCCAGGGCAGCAAGGGCGACAAGGGGCAGGCGGGCAGCCCUGGCAGCCCGUGCCAGACUCGCUUCUCAGCCUUCUCCGUGGGCCGGAAGACGGCCCUGCACAGCAGCGAGGGCUUCCAGCCGCUGCUCUUCGACACCGUCUUCGUCAACCCCGACGCGCACUUCGACAUGGCUGCCGGCCACUUCGUCGCCCCUCUGCACGGCCUCUACUUCUUCAGCCUCAACGUGCACAGCUGGAACUUCAAGGAGACCUACGUGCACGUCAUGCACAACGAGGAGGCGGCCGUCAUCCUGUACGCGCAGCCCAGCGACCGCAGCAUCAUGCAGAGCCAGAGCGUGAUGCUGGCCCUGGCGCCGGGCGACCGCGUCUGGGCACGGCUCUUCAAGCGCGAGCGUGAGAACGCCAUCUACAGCGAUGACGUCGACACCUACAUCACCUUCAGUGGCCACCUCAUCAAGCCUGAGGACGAUUAGUGCCUCCAGCAGGGCAGCUCUGGUGCUGGGGGGUGGCGGCCAAGGCAGGUCCCAUCCCCGGCAGGGCCUCAGUGUGCCCCUCUGUAAAGUGGGCGCACAGAGCGGCAUUCUGGGUAGCCCUCUUCUUCCUUCUUUCCUUCCCAGUCUGUUCCUUCUGCUCUCCUCUCUUGGGCAUAUUUUAAGAAGCCUUCUAACCUAAAUAUUCCAGAACUUUCCCAACCUCUUAUACCAGCAAUUUUCAAGCUUGAAUGUGUCCGAGAAUCACCUCAGGAUCAGGCUCCGAGGCAGGUCCUGACCCAGCAGACACGGAGUGCGCCAGGAUUCCUCAUUUCUAAUGAGUUCCUGGGUGCCGCUCCUGCUGCCGGUCUGUGGACUCCAGUGGAGUAACAAGCUUCCAGAACUUUCGCAACAUUCUAGUACUUCCUGAACCUUCUGGAAUCCUGUAAACAUUCUUGAAUCAUCCCAACAUCCUUAAACAUUCUCAUUUCUCUAGGACUCCCGUCUCCUCUGUCCCCUUGCCCCUCCCUCCCCCUCCCUCACUGUCUCUCACUCUCCUCUGCACGCCGGCCUGGGCAGCCGCUCAUUCAGUCAUUCAUCUAACACUGACUGAGCCAGUGCACACUCUGUGCCAGGCCCUGGGGGGCGGGGAGCGGGGUGGAUGGGACACAGACCCCACCCUCGGUGAGGGCGCAGUCCAGCCGGUCAGGGAGACUCAGGGCUCUGAGGCCUGACCCACAGAGAUGCACGGUGCUUUUUUCACACAUGCGUCUGGGUUCCGGGCGUUCAGACCCUGUGGCCCCUCACUACCCACGACUCCCCAAGGCUGGCAAGGCAGGGUCCCCGAGGUGGGGGUGUUCCCUGCCUCCUCUCAUUCCUGCUCAGUGUCUGCCGUUAAGGCAGAUCCCCGAUGAAGCCUUGGUCAGGGCAAGGGUGCUAUAAGGGUGGACCCAGGGGCUUGGGGGUAUUUUGGGGUGAAGGUGGACCCCUGGGGGAGGUGUCCUAGAACCCUAGCUUCCAUGGUGUCACCGGUUCUCUAGGCUUUAAGGUGCUGAAGCCCCAGCAGGGUCUCCUCUGGCCAGGUGCUGCAUCUAGAAAUGUGAGGACGGAAGGCCCCAGGCUUUGGACCCCUCAGCAGGUCUGGGGGCUGAAGCAGGUCACAUUCCAGUCCAUCAGGGGGGACCCUCCUCCGAGCCAUGACGCCAAGAGAGGCCCAGGCCAAGGAAGGGACAUCAGGCUUUUCGUCCCUUCUUCCACGCCCAGGGUGGGGCAGCCCGGCGGCCCUCAGCUUUCUCUCCCCCACACCCCCACGCAGGAGGCCUGCCCCUCUGCCCUGAGUGAGGUGGUCUCCGGCCUUUGGUGCUUAUGCAGACUCCGGGAAGAGGGGCCCGGGGGUGGUCUCUGGUGCUCGCUUACAGCCUGAGGGAGCCACGGCUGCGUGGCGGGUGACGUCAGCAGGGCCUGACCAGGUGCGGAGGCUGGUGCUACACAUUGUCCCGGCUCUUCCGCAUCCUGCCCCGCUUGGUCAGUGUGAUUAAAGGUUGCAUGUCUUCUUGGCAA
Phyllostomus hastatus (greater spear-nosed bat) is the source of this 2528-nucleotide messenger RNA. RefSeq names its product C1q and TNF related 6 (gene C1QTNF6). The transcript has 3 exons. The record is from RefSeq and is a predicted model, not a curated record. Gene Ontology annotation, molecular function: protein binding. NCBI's taxonomy places the organism in Eukaryota, Metazoa, Chordata, Mammalia, Chiroptera, Phyllostomidae. Bases 165 to 971 code for a protein of 268 amino acids.